Melospiza georgiana is the source of this 3165-nucleotide messenger RNA. RefSeq names its product basonuclin zinc finger protein 2 (gene BNC2). Bases 103 to 3165 code for a protein of 1020 amino acids. Gene Ontology annotation, cellular component: nucleus. Gene Ontology annotation, biological process: regulation of DNA-templated transcription. Lineage: Eukaryota; Metazoa; Chordata; Aves; Passeriformes; Passerellidae. The transcript has 5 exons. The record is from RefSeq and is a predicted model, not a curated record.
GAAGAGGCAGAAGUGGAUGUGAGAGACAGACACACACAGAGACACAGAGAGCGAAAGAGGGCAAGAGACUUGACUUUAAGAGACUCCUGCACUGACAACUCCAUGCAGUUCGGAACAAGAACGGCAGCGACCGACUCUGGUUUCAUGGGGACAUGGCAGAACACUGACACUAACCUCUUAUUCAGAAUGUCCCAACAGGCCAUCCGCUGUACACUGGUAAAUUGCACAUGUGAAUGUUUUCAGCCAGGGAAGAUUAACCUGAGAACCUGCGAUCAGUGUAAACAUGGCUGGGUGGCACAUGCCUUGGACAAACUUAGUACUCAGCACCUCUACCACCCAACCCAAGUGGAGAUUGUGCAGUCCAAUGUUGUGUUUGACAUCAGCAGCCUGAUGCUCUACGGUACUCAGGCUGUGCCUGUGAGGCUGAAGAUACUGCUUGACCGACUCUUCAGUGUACUGAAGCAAGAGGAGGUGUUGCAUAUUCUACAUGGCUUAGGCUGGACACUGCGAGACUACGUUCGAGGCUACAUUCUUCAGGAUGCUGCAGGCAAGGUGCUGGACCGCUGGGCCAUCAUGUCCAGGGAAGAAGAGAUCAUUACCCUUCAGCAGUUCCUGAGAUUUGGAGAAACGAAAUCUAUCGUGGAGCUGAUGGCAAUUCAAGAAAAAGAAGGGCAGGCUGUGGCUGUGCCAUCUUCAAAGACAGAUUCAGAUAUAAGGACUUUUAUUGAAAGCAAUAAUCGCACCAGGAGCCCAAGUCUCCUUGCUCACCUGGAGAAUAGCAACCCUUCCAGCAUUCAUCAUUUUGAAAACAUCCCGAACAGCCUUGCAUUCCUGCUUCCAUUCCAGUACAUAAAUCCAGUCUCUGCUCCGCUUCUGGGGCUGCCUCCAAAUGGCCUCCUGCUGGAACAGCCAGCAAUGAGGCUCCGUGAACCAAGCCUUACAACCCAAAAUGAAUAUAAUGAGAGCAGUGAAUCUGAAGUUUCCCCUACACCUUUCAAGAAUGAGCAAGCAUCCAGCAGGAAUGCUUUGACCAGCAUCACAAAUGUGGAGCCCAAAACUGAGCCAGCCUGUGUCUCUCCUGUUCAAACACCUACACCAGUUAAUGAUUUAUCGAAAACGGAGCACACAAAAAGCUCAUUCCGAAUUCACAGAAUGAGGAGAAUGGGGUCAGCCUCCAGGAAAGGAAGAGUGUUUUGCAAUGCAUGUGGCAAAACUUUCUACGACAAAGGUACUCUUAAAAUCCACUACAAUGCUGUGCACCUGAAAAUCAAGCAUCGAUGCACUAUUGAAGGCUGCAAUAUGGUCUUCAGCUCUCUCAGAAGCCGCAAUCGCCACAGUGCUAACCCAAAUCCCCGCCUCCACAUGCCCAUGCUAAGGAAUAACCGUGACAAAGAUCUAAUUCGUGCUACAUCAGGUGCUGCCACUCCUGUCAUAGCAAGUACAAAGUCCAACCUAACUUUAACAAGCCCUGGGCGUCCACCGAUGGGGUUUACCACUCCCCCUCUAGACCCAGUACUACAGAACCCUCUUCCCAGUCAGCUGGUCUUCCCAGCUUUAAAGACUGUCCAACCUGUUCCUCCGUUUUACAGAAAUUUACUUACUCCUGGAGAGAUGGUGAGUCCUCCAACCUCACUCCCGACCAGUCCCAUAAUACCAGCUGUGAGUGGCAUGGAGCAGCAUCCCCCUCCUCCUUCAGAGUCAUCGGUACCUUCAGUGUUGGUGCCCACCCCAGAGCCCAAUGCAGAUCUUGCCCCCAAGAAGAAGCCAAGGAAGUCAAGCAUGCCAGUAAAAAUUGAAAAGGAAGUUAUUGACACUGCUGAUGAGUUUGAUGAUGAAGACGAAGAGGUGAAUGACAGGAGCGCAAUGGUAAAUGACAUUGGUCAUGACAAUCACUGCCAUUCUCAGGAGGAAAUGAGCCCAGGCCUGUCUGUUAAAGACUUUUCCAAAAGUGAUAGAGGCAGAUGUAUGUCCAGACCAGACAUAAGAAGGGCAGACAGCAUGACAUCAGAAGACCAGGAGCAUGAGAGAGACUAUGAAAAUGAGUCAGAGUCAUCAGAGCCCAAAUUGUGUGAAGAAUCCCUGGAAAGCGAUGAUCGCCUCCAUGAGCCUGGUGAAAAAUCUAUGAUGCACAGUGACCGACCUGAUGAAAACCACAAUGACUCUUCCAACCAGGAUGUCAUUAAGGUGAAGGAAGAGUAUACAGACCCUACAUAUGAUAUGUUCUAUAUGAGCCAAUAUGGACUGUACAAUGGAGGCAGUGCCAGUAUGGCUGCUCUUCAUGAAAGUUUUGCUUCUACAUUCAACUACAGCAGCCCUCAGAAGUUCUCACCAGAAGGUGAAAUGUGCUCCAGUCCAGACCCCAAGAUCUGCUAUGUUUGCAAGAAAAGUUUCAAGAGUUCCUACAGUGUGAAGCUUCACUACCGAAAUGUUCAUUUAAAAGAGAUGCAUGUCUGCACAGUGGCUGGCUGUAACGCCGCGUUCCCAUCACGGAGAAGCAGAGACAGACACAGUGCUAACAUAAACCUGCACCGUAAACUGUUGACCAAAGAACUGGAUGACAUGGGCUUGGACACUUCACAGCCUUCCCUUAGUAAGGACCUCCGCGAUGAAUUUUUGGUGAAGAUAUAUGGCGCUCAGCAUCAGAUGGGGCUUGACAUAAGGGAAGACACCUCCUCGCCUGCUGGCACUGAGGAUUCCCAUAUGAAUGGGUACGGCAGGGGCAUGGCAGAAGACUAUAUGGUACUAGACCUGAGCACCACCUCCAGCAUCCAGUCCAGCAGCAGUAUCCAUUCCUCAAGAGAAUCCGAUGCAGGAAGCGAUGAGGGUAUUCUCCUGGACGACGUCGAUGGGGCAAGUGACAGCGGGGAAUCUGCCCACAAAGCAGAUGCCCCUGCCUUAGCUGUAGGUAUGGGCACCGAUGUCCCAGGAUCCCUCAUGUUCAACAGUGUUUCGGUGAGCAACGGUGGGAUAAUGUGUAACAUUUGCCACAAAAUGUACAGCAACAAGGGAACCCUCAGAGUGCACUACAAAACAGUGCACUUGCGAGAAAUGCACAAGUGCAAAGUCCCUGGGUGCAACAUGAUGUUCUCCUCUGUCCGUAGCCGAAACCGGCACAGCCAGAACCCCAACCUGCAUAAAAACAUUCCUUUCACUUCGGUAGAUUAG